UUCACGCUCGGUCUAUUCUUAUUAUGUCUAUGGUUUUGCCUAUCUAUACAUUCAUAACUCCAGGUUUGAGCGGCAAUUUUUCGUUUUUAAACAGUCGACAGCCCGCGAGGAACUGUCAAAAUAAUCAUUGCGUGUCAUAAGUGUUAUAAAUUGUAUAAUGAUGGUAAUUGACGUUUAAAUGCAAUGUGCCUGCUCGACAGUUCUUGGUGAAUUAAUAUGACAGCGCGCACGAUCCUACAAGUUUUCGAUCAGUACCAAAAGGCGCGGUUGUCCUUCGUGCAGUCUGUCGCGGAUCUAUCCUCGAAGCCGAACAAUAUCGACUGCCUGGAAGCAGCAGGUGCGAUAGACCUGUUACGUCCUUUAUUAGCAGAUGCUGUGCCGUCUGUUCAGCACAUGGCAGCGAUAACUUUAGGCAAGCUGGCGAAUCACAAUAGCAGACUUGCACACGCCGUUGUCAGGAGGGACGUAUUGUCACAGUUACUGAAGAACAUUGACAAACAAAAUAAAUUUUACAAGAAAGCGGCACUUUUCGUCCUACGAGCAAUAGCGAAGCACUCGCCGGAGUCGGCGUUAAUAGUAGUGCACAAUGACGGCUUGCAAAGUAUAGUCGAAUGCUUGGAAGAUUUCGAUCCCGGAGUGAAAGAGGCAGCUGCCUGGGCGCUCGGCUACAUUGCGAGGCAUAAUAAAAAUUUGGCUCAAGCAACGGUGGAUGCCGGUGCAGUAAUGCUUCUUGUAUUGUGCCUGCAAGCGCCCGAGUUGUACAUCAAGCAGAUUAGCGCGUCCGCUAUCAGCGACAUAAGUAAACACAGCACCGAACUCGCGCAAGCGGUGGUUGACGCCGGUGCAAUUUCCCUCCUCGCGAAAACCUUGGCCAAUGUUGAUCCCAAGGCAAAGCGGCAGGCGUUGUUAGCGCUGAGCAGCGUAGCGAAGCAUUCGGUGGAGUUGGCGGAGGCCGUGGUCGAGGCGGAGGUCUUCCCGGAUGUUCUGAUGCACAUGGCGCAUCCGGACGAGAAUGUCGGUAGGGUCGCAGCGAUCUUGACCAGGGAAGUCUGCAAACACACACUGGAAUUGGCGCAGCUCGUAGUAAACGCCGGAGGUAUCGCUGCCCUUAUCGAAUUGAUCAGGACGUCGAAAUCGGCGAGCAGGUUGCCGGCGAUCAUGGCGCUCGGCUACAUUGCCGGUCAUUCGGAUCAGCUAGCAGUAGCCGUGAUAGAAUCGAAAGGUGUCGUCCAAUUAGCGAUCGUCCUGCAAGAGGAAACGGAGGAUUGUAUCCUGGCGGUGACCGUGUGGGCGAUCGGGCAGAUUGGCAAGCACACUCCCGAGCACGCAAAAGCAGUCGCGGUCGCGAAUAUGCUGCCCAAGUUAUUGCAGCUGCACGACGCUUCGAAGAGCUCCGAAGAUCUCAAAACGAAGUGUAACACCGCGUUGAAGCAGAUCUUGCAAAAGUGCACGUACAUGGAGGCCCUGGAGCCAUUGCUGCAUAACGUACCUCCUAACAUCUUGAGGUACGUCCUGGGACAAUUUAGCAAGAUUCUGCCGAACGAUGCGAGAGCAAGGAGGCUGUUUGUGACGUCCGGUGGUUUGAAAAAGGUGCAAGAAAUUCAGGCUGAGCCCGGUACCACGCUCUACGAGUACAUCACGAUCAUCAAUUGCUGUUUCCCAGAGGAAAUCGUCAGGUACUAUUCGCCCGGUUACCCGGACAGUCUUCUGGAAGCGGUGGAGCAGUACCAACCGAAAUGCGUGUUUGUAUUUGGUCAUAGGUCAUCGUCCGACCGAACAGAUUCCAGUUUGUCGGCGUCGCUUUACAACGAUGAGGGAUGAUUCUAGAAUAUCACAUUCUGCGUUUUAUUUGUUUCGUUCGCAUAGUGAGGGGCAUUCGUGUCGUAGUUAAAAUUUUCUCUUCUUUCUGUAUGAUUAUAAUAAAGUUUUUAAUCAUUUAUCAGGA
This is a messenger RNA of Ooceraea biroi (clonal raider ant), 1945 nucleotides long. RefSeq names its product sperm-associated antigen 6. Lineage: Eukaryota; Metazoa; Arthropoda; Insecta; Hymenoptera; Formicidae. Gene Ontology annotation, cellular component: microtubule cytoskeleton. Gene Ontology annotation, molecular function: microtubule binding. The record is from RefSeq and is a predicted model, not a curated record. Gene Ontology annotation, biological process: cilium movement.